CCGAGGAGCCGCCAUUGAAAUGAAUGGAUGCUAACUGUUAGCUCUCUUUAAGAAAUGUAGUCUCCCAUAAGAACUCCUUGAAAACGUAUGCAAUAGACUGGCAUGUCUUAAGGUCAAUAUUAGGUCAAAAAUGGCAAAAAAGAAACAUCUUUCUCUAGAAACUCAUCAGUCAAUCAUUGUUUUGAGGAAUGAAGGCUAUACAAUGCUUGGAAUUGCCAAAAAAAAAAAAAACAAAAAAAAAAAAACUGAAGGUUUCAUACAAGGUGUACACUACAAUCUUCAAAGACAAAAGAUAACUGGCUGUAACAAAGACAGAAAGAGAUGUGGAAGGCCAGAUGUACAACUAAACAAGAGGAUAAGUACAUCAGAGACUAUAGUUUGAGAAAUAGACACCUCACAUGUCCUCAGCUGACAGCUUCAUUGAAUUCUACCCACUCAACACCAGUUUCAUGUACAACAGUAAAGAGAAGACUCAGGGGUGCAGGCCUUAUGGGAAGAAUUGCAAAGAAAAAGACACUUUUGAAGCAGAAACACAAAAAGAAAAGUUACACCACAUGAAAUUUUUUACUUUAAACUCCAUAAUCAAAAAUCUGUUCAUCAUAGAAGAGGUGUAUUCAAGUACUCAACAAAUUUGCUAUGUGCAGUCUGCCCGAAAUGUGUUUGUGUUUCCAGGUAAAGAUGCAGUUUGUUGAUGAGGAGAGUAAUAACAUUAAUGAUUCAGAAGCAUGCAGUGUGAAAAAUGAAGAACAAAGAGACCUGGUGGAAGUGAAAGAGGAAAUUCAAGAACAAAAUGAAGCGGAGAAGGGCCAUGAGUAUCAGAAACCUCAUCAUAUCACAAGUGGAGAGAAAUCUUUCAGUUGCUCACGGACUGCAAAGAAAAAGAGAAAGGCCAAGGGAUCUUUCACCUGUCCUCAGUGUGGAAAGAUUUUCACACUAAAAGUAAACCUUAAUAGCCACCUAAAAAUUCACUCCGGUGAGCGCGAUUUCACCUGUCUUCAGUGUGGCAAGAGUUUCUUUAAAAAAGCAGACCUGAAGAGGCAUCAACAAAGUCACACAGGCGAGAAGCCUUUCACAUGCCCUCACUGUGGGAACUGCUUCACACGCAAAGAGAGCCUCGAGCAUCACAUAAAAAUUCACACCGGGGAGAAGCCUUACACCUGCCUCAUAUGUGAAAGGAGUUUCCUUCGUAAAGGACACUUUAAGAAUCACAUGAAAAUUCAUUCUGGUGAGAGGCCUUACACAUGCCCACAUUGUGACAAGAGUUUCACCCAGGCAUCCGUUCUCAAAAACCAUCUGCACUCUCACUCUGGAGAAAGGCCAUUUAACUGUGAUCAGUGCGGUAAAAAUUUUAUUUCAGCAAAACACCUAAAACUACACCAGAAAAUUCAUGAGAAGCCUUACUUGUGCUCUUUUUGUGGAAAGACGUUUUCACAACUGGGUUAUAUGAAAGAGCACCAGAAAGUUCAUACUGGUGAGAAAGCACAUAUGUGCUCUGUGUGUGGCAAUUCCUUUUCUAGAGCCAAAUACUUGAAAGAACACAAAAAAAUCCACACUGGAGAAAAACCUUACAAUUGUUCCUACUGUGACAAGAGUUUCGCUCAGUCAGGAAACCUGAAAGCACAUGAGCGAUUGCAUACUGGAGAGAAGCCGUAUCAAUGCCCACUAUGUCAGAGGGGUUUCACCACAUCAAGUACUCUAAUGUAUCAUAGAAAAAAAUGUCGCCAAAAGUUAUAGUAAACAAACAUUAUCUUCUUAACCGAACGUUUUAAAGCAAAUUGUGCAGAAUUGAGAAGGUAAUUCACUAACAUGCUUGUACGUAUAUUGGGAAGUAGCAGUAGUACUACAUUUUAAGGAGUAGUUCACCAGAAAAUGAAAAUUCUCUCAUCAUUUACUCACCCUCAUGCCAUCCCAGAUGUGUAUGACUUUCUUUCUUCUGUGGAACACCAAUGAAGAUUUUUAGAAGAAUAUUCAGCUCUGUAGGUCCAUAAUUUGAAGUUCAAAAAAGCACAUGAAGGCAGUGUAAAAGAAAUCCAUAAAACUCCAGUGGUUAAAUCUGUGUCUUCAGAAACGAUAUAAGUGUUAGUAAGGAACAGAUCAAUAUGUAAGUCCUUUUUAACUAUAUGUAAAUUGUCCUCCCUGCCCAAUAGGUGAUGAUAUGCACGAAGAAUUCGAAUUGCCAAAAAACAAAAGUCGUCAUCUUAGGAGAGAAGAGUGCUUAGGAGGGCUGUUUGAAAGUUGAUAUUUAUAGUAAAAAAGGACUUGAAUAUCGAUCUGUUUCUCACCCACACCUAUCAUAUCUCUUCUGAAGAAAUGGAUUUAACCACUGGAGUGUUAUGGAUUACUUUUAUGCUGCCUUUUUGUGCUUUUUGGAGCUUAAAAUUUCUGGCCACCAUUCACUUUCUUUUAUUAACCGUAACUGUUGAAAGGUCAUGCAUUGAGAACUGAAAAUGCUUGCAUAAGAGACUAAAAAAAGUUUUAUGAUGAUGGAAGCUUAAGUCAAAGACAGUUUGCAUGAAAAUACAUGUAAUGAAAUAAUGACAUUUUGGUCAUUCCUGUAUUCAUACAGUGUACAUUACUUUUUAAAAAUCAUUGAACAAUUUAGGUCACUGUGGAGUCACUGCUGUGUAAUAUAUAGUGUUCUCAUUGUACAUUAUGAAAUGAAAUUUCCAUAAAUGGUUACAAAAUUGUAUAUUUAUUGGCCUUUUAUAGCCAAGUGCAAACUACAAGACUUUGUGAGGUUUGUUGAUUGUAACCCUUUUUAAGGUUAAGACAUGAAUUGUAAGUUUGCAAUAUAUGUAGGAACUCAUGACCACUCACAUUAAAAUAAAGACUCCAGUCAUAUCAGUAACCUUAGAAAAGCUGUUUUAUUCUACAUGAAGAGGGUCCACAUAUGGGGGCUGCUAUGUUAUAAUCACAUGACCAGCCAAAUACUGCUCACUUAAUCUCAGUAACCAUCCUGUUAUUUGACACUUUCACUCAUUGAUUAAAGUAAUCAUGGCUGACUGUGAAUACUACAUUUCUACAAUGGCAUCUGAAACUGAAUACUAAUGAUUUUAAAUGAUGCUGCUUCCAAGCCGCUAGGUGUCAGUGUAAGUCCAAGAUGACACAAAGAUAAAAGUUACUGAGUGCGCCUUUAAUUUUACAAGUAAAUGUAUGAAUGAAAUGGUGACAAAUUAUUAUUUUAUUUAUUUAUUUUUUGUAUUGCUUUGCUUAUUGAUAAUAAUUAUUUGUAAAUAACCAAAACUGUCACAGUGAGUUGAAUACAGAUAGGGGUUAUCAGUUCAACAUUAG
Messenger RNA from Myxocyprinus asiaticus (Chinese sucker), 3291 nucleotides. Its product is annotated as gastrula zinc finger protein XlCGF8.2DB-like. Gene Ontology annotation, cellular component: nucleus. The transcript is spliced from 6 exons. The record is from RefSeq and is a predicted model, not a curated record. Lineage: Eukaryota; Metazoa; Chordata; Actinopteri; Cypriniformes; Catostomidae. The coding region runs from base 637 to 1734 and encodes 365 amino acids. Gene Ontology annotation, molecular function: RNA polymerase II cis-regulatory region sequence-specific DNA binding; DNA-binding transcription factor activity, RNA polymerase II-specific. Gene Ontology annotation, biological process: regulation of transcription by RNA polymerase II; DNA integration; DNA transposition.